This is a messenger RNA of Danaus chrysippus (African queen), 1449 nucleotides long. The record is from the annotation of a GenBank genome assembly. NCBI's taxonomy places the organism in Eukaryota, Metazoa, Arthropoda, Insecta, Lepidoptera, Nymphalidae.
AUGUGGCGCAUAAUCCUGUUGGCGGUACUCCUGUGCGGAGUCAGGGGUCAUCCUAAUAAGGUCCGGGAUGUGACGACAUCGUGUGACAAAGGCUCGAUCACUAUUAACAUAGAUAUGGAGAAGCCUUUCAAGGGUGCAGUUUUCAGUAAGGAUUUCUCAAGAGAGUGUCGGAUUUUAGGUCAAAUGCAGACAAAUGUUUCAUUGCAUUUGCCUUCAAAUACGUGCGGAGUACGAACGUCGAUACAGAAUAAUACGAUGAAAAGAAAUGAUGAACUAAAUUUAUACUACACUGUGGAGCUGGUAGUUCAAAUGGAUAAAAUGCUUCAACAGUCAUCAGAUCAGGAGAUAGUUGUAAGGUGUAAAUUGCAACCUCGUGCGGUGCGGAUAAACAGCUCGGCGCUUGAGGGCGUCAUUAAAUCCAGACUGCGAGAAAUUACCGGCCAUGAAGGGAAACGGAUGAGAACUGGUCGUAACAGAAAGGGUUGGGAGAAAGUAGUUGAGGUGGAACAGGAACAGUUGUUAGAAGCAGCCCGAGCUUGGAUGCAACUGGCUCCAGACACGGUGGAGGUUGGACAACCCACGGAGCUCAUGAUACACUGUACACUACCAGUGGGCGUCGGUCUCCGUGUAACAAACUGCAUAGCGCACGAUGGCUUAGGAGAAGCCUCGCAGAAAUUACUCGACGAAGCUGGCUGUCCCAUCGACGAGACCAUAUUCAACUCCCCAACCGUCCAUCAACACAGACGUGAUGAAAUAGACUUCACCGAUGACCAGAGUUUACAGAACACGAGGAUAGGGAAUACUGACUCCGUCAUCAAAAAUAUGAUGACCUUCCAACACGCAGUGACCACGUUUGCAGCUUUCAAGUUUCCCGAUAGAGCGAAACUACAUUUGUCCUGUGGAAUUGAACUCUGUAAGGGCGUUUGCCCUAAGGUUGACUGUAAAGCCCUUCAAAAACCCCAACAGACGAAAGACGGAUUAGUGAGGAAGGCCCGUCUGGAUAAGGACGCUAAGGGUCUGGUGAUAGAGAGACUAGAAGUCUAUAACAGUAUAGAAGUCCUAGCACCGAACAUUGAACUAGAAGACGAGGCUUCUAUAAGAGGUUCAAGAAGAGUAGAAGAAGAAGAUGGUCUAAAAGGUUUUUCCCCUGGAGACAAGACGAUAUGCCUCUCUCCUGGGAAAAUGGCCUUAGCUUUCUGUAUACUUGGGAUCAUUUUCCUUUGCGCUAUUGCUGUAGCCUUCGCGUCCUUAGUGCGAGCGAGACGGAGAACACCUCGAGAGCCGGUGAAUACGUCUCUCUCUUUCUACACCGGAAGCAAGAGUCUCUUCUCUUCUAGUGGCAGCAGCAGUUCUGGUUUAAGUGGCAGCAAGCUUCUACUAACUGAUAGUCCAUAUUUAGACCAUCAUUCGUCUUCCAGUAAUAAUUGGCCAUAUGCUCGGGCAUUUUAA